UUCAAGAAAUUUUCCCUGCGCUACAUACGAUAUUAUACACAUACAGUAAAUCCUCUUAUCUGCCGUCAUCCCCCAGUGGCCCAGCGAGGAGGCCAGCCAAAAAAAUGCCGCGCUCGUCUCGCUACGCAGUUGUGGUGGACAACAUCUCCUCCAACACGCCCGUUCGCGACAUCGAGCGCGAGUUCGCCUUCUUUGGCCGCAUCCGCGACUGCGUCAAGGAUGGAAAGCACCGCCUGGCGCUGAUUGAGUUCGAGAAGUCCCAGGAUGCCACUGCGGCCUGGCGCAAGAUGGAUGGGUUCCGCAUGGACGGCCGGCAGUGGCGUGUGGAGUACGCCACGCGGGAGGACUUCCGGUUCUUCGGCUGGAAAUGGUUUGAGCACUCGCCCUCGCCCCCGCGGUACCGGUCGCGCUCCCGCUCCCCGCGCCGCUCGCGCUCGCCGUCCCGGUCGCCUGUGCGCCGCUCCCGCUCGCCCGACACCCCUGGUGGUAACGAUGGCCGGCCACGGAAUGCAUCCAAGUCGACCUCGCCGCCCCCGCGUCGUGAGGAUGACCACGGCGCUGACGAUGGUCGCCGUUCGCCGUCGCGUUCGCCACGCCGUUAUGACUAAUGUGGUAAUGGAACGUCACUGGCGCUUUAGCGGCAUUCAGAGGAUAAGAUGCAGAUUGUGCCCGAGCCGCUUGCUGCGGAGAGGAGAGAGUCCAUUGAUGACGUAAUUGAGCGGCGUUGCAUAACAGACGUGCACAUUGAAGCGUCUGAGCACGGAGUUUUCGACGAUGCAGGGUCGCACGCCACGCAGGAGGCAUGCCCGUAAUGCAGCAUUCACCGCACAGGGAGACAGUGAAAGGGCCAUGUGCAUUUCUAAGCUGAGGUUGUACUAUACGGGGGGUAAUCAUGGAAUCAAGCGUGGCCACGUAAAAUUGUCAAGAACUGAGCACAUCAUGUAGGGACGCAUGGGAGGCGCUGACGCGCAGAAUCGACCUCCGUUUUGACUGGUGUUGGACUGGGGUACGGUCGUGGGGCACGGUAUACUUGCGGAUGUUAACCGCACUGGGACCAUAUGGCUGGCAUAAACAGAUUCGGGGAGAGAGGGAAGCCCGGGAGAGAGGUCGAUUGGCACCCGUCGUGCCGGGAAAUGUGCCGAUGCGUGGCACGCAUGUAACGCAUAAUGUUU
Molecule: messenger RNA, 1172 nt
Organism: Chlamydomonas reinhardtii
Lineage: Eukaryota; Viridiplantae; Chlorophyta; Chlorophyceae; Chlamydomonadales; Chlamydomonadaceae
Exons: 4
Coding region: 105-608 (167 amino acids)
Cellular component (GO): nucleus
Molecular function (GO): RNA binding
Source: RefSeq, a predicted model, not a curated record